CCCAGGAGAACAAUGAUGGGGUGGAGGGAGCUUUUAGAAAGACCAUAUUAGGAACAAAAGGUGGAGCUAUAAGCACAGAUAAAGACUCAAGUCUGGGAACUCCUGGUCACGCAGGCAACAGCCCCUUCUUUCUUGCUGUAGUCUUCAGUUUUCCAGUGUUCACAGGUGAGCCUACCAACAGCCACUGCUCAUGAUGGAGGCCAUCAAGAAAAAGAUGCAGAUGCUGAAGUUAGACAAGGAGAAUGCUCUGGAUCGGGCAGAGCAAGCUGAAGCUGAGCAGAAGCAGGCAGAAGAAAGAAGUAAACAGCUGGAGGAUGAGCUGGCAGCCAUGCAGAAGAAGUUGAAAGGGACAGAGGAUGAGCUGGACAAGUAUUCUGAAGCUCUGAAGGAUGCCCAGGAGAAGCUGGAGCUGGCAGAGAAGAAGGCUGCUGAUGCUGAGGCUGAGGUGGCCUCCUUGAACCGUAGGAUCCAGCUGGUUGAAGAGGAGCUGGACCGUGCUCAGGAGCGCCUGGCCACUGCCCUGCAAAAGCUGGAAGAAGCUGAAAAAGCUGCUGAUGAGAGUGAGAGAGGUAUGAAGGUUAUUGAAAACCGGGCCUUAAAAGAUGAAGAGAAGAUGGAACUCCAGGAAAUCCAACUCAAAGAAGCUAAGCACAUUGCAGAAGAGGCAGAUAGGAAGUAUGAAGAGGUGGCUCGUAAGUUGGUGAUCAUUGAAGGAGACUUGGAACGCACAGAGGAACGAGCUGAGCUGGCAGAGUCUAAGUGUUCUGAGCUGGAGGAGGAGCUGAAGAAUGUCACCAACAACCUCAAGUCUCUUGAGGCUCAGGCGGAGAAGUACUCUCAAAAAGAAGACAAAUAUGAGGAAGAGAUCAAGAUUCUUACUGACAAACUCAAGGAGGCAGAGACCCGUGCUGAGUUUGCUGAGAGAUCGGUAGCCAAGCUGGAAAAGACAAUUGAUGACUUGGAAGAGCGUCUCUACAGCCAACUUGAGCGAAACCGCCUGCUUUCUAAUGAGCUGAAGCUAACGCUGCAUGAUCUGUGUGACUGAUGGGCAGGGCUCACUGAUGCCCAUUAAACUGAGCUUACUGCUCACACCACUGACCUGGACCCCAACAAAAAGCUGAUUGUCUUUUUAAAAGUUAUUAUUUUCCCUGAGCACAUUGCUUUUUAAUUGGGGCAGUUAGAAUGUUCAUUUCCUAACAGUAUUGUGAAAUUGACCAUUGUGAAGUUUCUGACCCUUUAGAAGAGAUUAUGGGUGAAGAAGGGAGGGGCCUGAGAGAUUAUAGUGAGAAAAUUUGGGAGAAUAUUGUUUUCCACCCUUACUUGCUACUCUUUCAUUUGUGCACUCAGUGUAGGAUAUGUUCCUUUUCAUGGAUAUUUCUAACAAUAAAAGGACUGACUUGACAAGUUGUUGUAACUGCUUCAUCUGCAGGCCCAGAGAUGGGUCCUUCUGACUGGGUGGAAAAAAAGGGAAAGGGAAGAGAAGUUGUGGGAUAUGAAUAUGGUUCUGUGUUGCCAUCACCUCUGAGUUGAAGAUUUUACUAUUUUCCUCACCUCAUUAGAGCAGUCAGAGUGGUUUGCUUGCUAGACAAAUUAGAUUCUCCUUAGUGUUCAGCUGCUGAUUUUCUUCCUGACAUUUUCCCUUUUGCUUCCUUUUCCUGGUUUUAUGUUUAAUUUCAAGUAACUGUCACAAGCUAGUUCUGGACAGUAGCUCUAUAGCAAUCUCAAAGUUUUGCUUACAACUACUUGUUUCAGUAGUAUUGUUGGCUUUGUUUUCUUUAGAGAUUAUUUAACUUAACUGUGAGGGCCCUUUUAUUUAUCCCACCAGUUGUUAUUUUCUCCUCUACUUUUUGGAAAAAAACGUGUAGUGCAUGAGGAUCUUCCUGUGCUCUUUAUAAUUUGAGAUUCUGAUGUUUCUAUUGUUUGCAAUGUUCAAACUCCAGUGAGCCAUUUCAAGAAGGUAUUGUCAUGUGGGCAAAACCUAGAAAAGUGGAUAGCUGAUGCUUAAGGCUUGCUCUUUCAUUGACUGAAAGCUGAAAGUGUUGGUUAGGUGUGGGUGGGAGAGGAAAUGGCUGAUAAGGGACCUAACUCUCUCACCCAGGAAGUGCAGGAACACCUACAACCUCAGUAGGCAAGCCAAAGGCCCUACAAAACCAGGUGAUAAAAUAGCUCACUUCUGUGGCUGAGAAAGCAGCUGCUUUGUUAGUCCGCAGCUUUUCUGCAAUAGGAGCAGGUCUCAAAAGAGUGGGCAGACCUUGAAAUUUACUUCUCGUUUUCUGUAACUUCUCUCCUUUACCCCCAUUAGAUAAACUGAAAUGCACCAAAGAGGAGCACCUCUGUACACAAAGGAUGCUGGACCAGACUCUGCUUGACCUGAAUGAGAUGUAGAACGCCCCAGUCCCACCCUGCUGCUGCUUCUCCCUCUGACCCUGACUCCGCCUGAGGCCAGCCUGCCCGAAGCUGACCUUAACUGAGGGCUGAUCUUUAACUGGAAGGCUGCUUUCUCCUUUCGCUGCCCCCUCCUCCCCUGUGUCUUAUUCGCCAAACUGUCUCUGCCUCUUCCCUGGAGAUUCCAGCUGGGCUAGAGGCUGAGCACCUUUGGAAACAACAUUUAAGGGAAUGUGAGCACAAUGCAUAAUGUCUUUAAAAGCAUGUCGUGAUAUACACAUUUUGUAAUUACCUUUUUUGUUGUUUUGUAGCAACCAUUUGUAAAACAUUCCAAAUAAUUCCACAGCCCUGAAGCAGCAAGCUAAUCCCUUUCUCACUUUUGGAAGGUGACUUUUCAGCUUGAUGCAUAUUGCCCUCUCCAUAGAGGAGAGGAAAAGGCACUGCCUUAUUGAGAGCCAAACAGAGCCCAGGGAAGGACUCCACUAUGGGAAACCUCAUUGCUCUGUACAAAGUACCAGCUAAACCAGAAAAGUGAUUCCAGGAGGAGUUAGCCAAACAACAACGACAAAAAUGUGCUGUUCAAGUUUUCAGCUAUAAGAUCUCUUUGGACAACAUUAUUUCUAUUUUUUAUUUUUUCAUUACAAGUGACCAAAUUAAGAUGGUAAGAUCUCUGAGACCAAAUUUUUGUCCCAUCUCUACUCCCUCCCAACUGCUUACAGAAUGAAUCAUGUGCCCCUUAUGUUGAGAUGACCACUUAAUUGCUUUCCUGCCUCCUUGAGAGAAAGAAGAUUGUUUUUGCCACUGAUUUAGCCAGAUGAAACUCAUCUCAUUACCCUUCUCUGGGUUUGAAGCUGCUGUCUCUAAAAAGUGCCAUCUCAUUGUGCUUUGUAUCAGUCAGUGCUGGAGAAAUCUUGAAUAGCUUAUGUACAAAACUUUUACAAUUUUAUAUUAUUUUGAAACUUUGCUUCUUUGGAUUUGCGGCACCCUGGCCACCCCAUCUGGCUGUGACAGCCUCUGCAGUCCGUGGGCUGGCAGUUUGCUGAUCUUUUAAAGUUUCCCUACCCGGUCCCCAUUUUCUGGUAAGGUUUCUAGGAGGUCUGUUAGGUGUACAUCCUGGAGCUUAUUGGCUUAAAAUGUACUCUCCUUUUAUGUGGUCUCUUUGGGCCGAUUGGGAGAAAGAGAAAUCAAUAGUGUAACUGUUUUGAUACUGAAUAUUGACAAGUGUCUUUUUGAAAUAAAGAACCAGUCCCUCCAACUCUCA
Molecule: messenger RNA, 3646 nt
Organism: Callithrix jacchus (white-tufted-ear marmoset)
Lineage: Eukaryota; Metazoa; Chordata; Mammalia; Primates; Cebidae
Gene: TPM3
Product: tropomyosin 3
Source: RefSeq, a predicted model, not a curated record